Messenger RNA from Amblyraja radiata (thorny skate), 7073 nucleotides. RefSeq names its product ring finger protein 166 (gene rnf166). Gene Ontology annotation, molecular function: ubiquitin protein ligase activity. The transcript is spliced from 6 exons. NCBI's taxonomy places the organism in Eukaryota, Metazoa, Chordata, Chondrichthyes, Rajiformes, Rajidae. The record is from RefSeq and is a predicted model, not a curated record. Gene Ontology annotation, biological process: protein polyubiquitination; ubiquitin-dependent protein catabolic process. The coding region runs from base 49 to 753 and encodes 234 amino acids.
GCCCGAAUGUCGCGGGCUGAUGAUGACUGUUUAGGUUGUGGAAGGUAGAUGAUGGCGAUGUUUCGGAGUUUCGUCUCCGGGAAUCAGACAAAACAAGCGGCGGCAUCGGGGGAUAACUUGGCCGACACGUACAGCUGCCCGAUCUGCCUGGAGGUGUACUACAAGCCGGUGUCAAUAGCAAGCUGCGGACAUGCGUUCUGUGGGGAAUGUUUGCAACCCUGCCUCCAAGUUGUGUCACCGUUGUGCCCACUUUGCCGCAUGCCCUUUGACCCCAAAAAGGUGGAAAAGGCCUCUAAUGUGGAGAAACAGCUGUCGUCGUAUAAGGCUCCGUGUCGGGGAUGCAAUAAAAAGGUGACUCUGGUGAAGAUGCGGACUCACGUUUCUUCCUGCUAUAAAGUUCAAGAACAGAUGGACAACUGUCCAAAGUUUGUACCUGUUGUUCCUACUACACAGCCCAUUCCCAGUAAUAUUCCAAACCGAUCCACAUUUGUCUGCCCAUACUGUGGGGCACGAAACCUUGACCAACAGGAACUAGUCAAACAUUGCAUGGAAAAUCAUCGCAGUGAUCCCAACAAAGUGGUAUGUCCAAUUUGUGUGGCAAUGCCGUGGGGAGAUCCAAGUUACAAGAGUGCCAAUUUUCUCCAACACUUGCUUCACAGGCACAAGUUCUCCUAUGAUACAUUCGUGGAUUACAGCAUUGAUGAAGAUGCAGCAUUACAUGCAGCAAUAGCACUUUCACUCACUGAGAAAUGAAACCGCUAUCUUCACAGAGAUCUCAGUGGACAUCCUUUGUACAGGUUAACUUCACUCUCCUGGGCAAAGGGCACCUGUUUCCCAGCAUUCUGAAAGGUACUGUCAUCCUCUGCACAAGUCACCUUCUCUCAUCUGAGCAAACGCAACGUCCUCUCCCAGCAUUCAGGAAGGUGCUGUCAUCCUUUGCACAGGUCACUUCUUCAUAUGUACAGAGGAAGAGGAAAUGUCUGGCCCACUUGCAAGUAUUCCAUAGGGCGCUCUCAUGCUCAAUGCAAGUUAGCUUUUCGCACUUGAGCACAGAUCAUGCUCACUUGCCCAGCAUCCUGUAGGGUUAUAGUAGCUCAGCCAGUCACAGCCUCUACUCAAAUCUUUUUUUAAAAGAUCACUCGUGUAUGUUAAGAUGUAUUGGGUACAACUUUACUCACAUAUUUCUACAUAGUUAGGGAAGGGGAUCUUUAAUUUUAAGUUUAUUUUUAAUUUGGAGGUCAUUGUGGAUUUUAAAAUAUGAAAGGAUAUUUUAAAAACAGUUACAGGUGGGAAUAGAAAAGUUGAGAACUGAAUGAAAGAAUCUUUCAUGUACCAUGUGUGUUAUUUUCCUGCAAAUCAGAGCUCGAAUUUUACAGCUAAUAGAUUGUAAAUUUAGUGUAAACAGGGUUGAGGGGUGCAUACCCAUGACAUGAAUUUGUCUCUAUUUAGCUAACUGCCAUGGAAAACAUCAUCCUUCUUAAACGCUUAGCCUCCUAACUGUUAUCUCAAUGAAAAAUAUGGUCGGCAGUAUUGGUUGAUUACCUCAGAUGUUGCAGUAUCACUGAAUGGUGUUGAACCCAAUGAUUUGCAAAGUGCCAGAUAUUUAGAUCUUUUAUGUAUGGAAGCCUGUUUAUUCUUAAAUAUUUAUUUAAGUUGUAACUCUGUGUUACCUCUUGCUCUUGAAUGAAGAUAUCAGCAGUUUCCAAGAUUUCAAUUGUCAAUAUUUGCCCAAUCCUGCUACAAAAGAUGGAGUUUAUGAAUACCAAUGAAGCUCUUGGGAACUGCUGUAAAACUCUCAUGUUGCAGGAACCUGCAGACGUUAAUUCUGGAUAUAUUGGAUAACUGAAAUGCCUUUUUUUGCCAUGUCAUUCGUGGGUACUGCAACUAUAUUUUUGACUGUUUUGGCUUUUGGCGAUAUCUGGGAAUGCCUGUUCAUAUUCACAGCCCUUAUCCCAAGUCCAAGAUGAGUUGGUACUGAAAGUCCUUAGACUUGGAAGCUGCAUGCAUGAUUAAAUGAACAGUAGCAUUUGCAUCAUAUCAAUGUCCUCUGGAAUGAAUAGCACGUAUAGGUGGAUCUUUCUUUAAAGAGCACCUACAGUAUUUUAUUGCCAACAAUCGCUGAGAGAGACUGUAUUUGGGAGCACAGAAGAUACUUUCAACAUGUCUGGCAACCUCCCAAAACACUAAGGAUCUUAAUCUGAUAGACCAAAAUGUGUAGCACAAGGUCUCGCACAAAACCAGCAUGGACCUUAGGGCAGUACUGUGCCUUGUCAAAGAUCAGGCAAUUUUAUCCCACAAUAUGUAUCCAAUAUGUCCAGUUUUUAAUGGGUGUAAUUCUUAUAGUACUUCCAAUAAAAUGUAUCAAAACUUGUAAUCUGCCCAAUUUUUUUUAUCAGGCCAAGCAAAUAAAAUAUUGGCAAUUACUGUCCAAGUAAUGGAAUUAAUUGAAUGAUUGUUUCAGAUCAAUCCAUCAAAUAAACCACUUUUAAAUAAUCACCAAUUUUCCACAGGAAAUUAAAACAAUGUUGAUCUACCUAAUUUUAUGUAGAUGAGGCUAAGUGCCUUGAACCACAGGAGGGGAAACGGUCAGAAAAUAAACCCAAAUUUAAAUUGUAUUUAUUAGCAGAUGCUUCAAUCCAGUUUUAAUUCUAUUCGUGAAGGAGAUCCGACUGACUUUUAUUUUACUUCUUAGAGAUGCGAUGCACAUAGCCCGGUUGCUUAAAGAAUGAAAACCGUAUUCUGGAGGCCAGACUUUAACUAUCUGAAUGCUAUCAGCAAAUGACCAAAGUAUACAGUUCUUCAAAAGCUCAAAAGUGAAUGGAAAGCUUUGGUUUAUGCAAAAAGCGUGCAUGGAUGUGGAUGCACAUGUGUGAAUGUGUACUGUUUCAUCACCAAUGUCAGCAGAUGUACUGAUGUUUUAUCUCACCAAAUAUAAAUGUAAAAUUAAAGACAGACAUAAAAACAAUAGAACAUAAAAUCAGAGGGUGCAUAAUCGCUGGCAGACUAAACCCAACUUUGGAUAGGAACGAUCAAAAGCAACCCAGACUUGCCUGAGAUAACGUCUGUCAAAUAUUUAAUUCCGAAAAAUGGUUCCUCUGAAACCUUCCAAAGCUCGGAGACUCGUCUCAGAUGCAUAUAUUUUUUAUAUCUCUGGUAAGGACAGGUUUCACAGUUCAUUCCAAAAUGUCAGGGUGUAGAUUUCUGAGGCAGAACUUCAGUGGAGGCUCAGAGGGGAAAGCUUUCAGCUGCUGUUAAACCUUAAUCUUUAGGGAGUAAAGAAUAGCUUUAAUUUUGGGUAAAACUGUUGCUAUGACAUUCUUGUGGAUAACCAACUGAUUCUUUUCCCGUCAUGGUCUGAAGGAACUAGCUAAGGAAAUCAUUGUGCAUAUCUGAGAAUAAUUGGUUCUUGUUGUAUGCUCUUGUAAUAUUGUUCCAAAGGAUAUGGGUGAACCUCUGACAUUGCAUCUUUAUCCCAUGAGAUAAUGUAUUUUAUUCUCAUCUUGUUAUCAUUAUUACCAUUUGAGUUAUUUCUACAACAUUCUAUAUGCUUUAUUUUCCAAACAUGGACACAUCCAUGUUAAUAGCUCAUAAUUCCUCCAGAUUUUCCUUCCUCUUUGGCGAUGUGAUGGAAAUGAAUGGAGAAAGCUUCAUUGUCACAGUUGAUAUCAUAUUUCCAACAUUGUGAAUGUGAUAUGGACAGGCACUGAAGAAUAUUGCCAGGAUCCCUCUAUCGUUAUUCUUCGCAACAGGAAUUAAAUGUUACAAAAAAUUUGACACAAAGGCUAUAUCUACUCUAACUCACAUUGUUAUCCCUAUUAGUGCAGCAAUGGUGUAUGGUCUUGUUCAAUUAAUGAAUGCGGUAUUCGCUGUUGAUUUUGUGAUAAUUCAUAUGUUUGAAUACUACGUUAAGAUUCCAUUACCAGAGAAAAUUCAGAAUUAUUGGGUUUAUUUUCAGUAAUCCUGUACCCUUGCACCAUUGUAUCACAAGGACAUAAUUUGUUACUUUCAUUUUCUUAACAGAGCUUGCAUUGAAAUGGGUAUUAAAUAUAAAUUGAUAAUGCAUUCCUUUUAAUAUAUAUAUAUAUAUCAGUACCAACUUGUAUUUGGACGAUGCCUUAAUGUAGCAAAGUACCCCAUGGUAUUUCAUGCUACUACUGUGCUGCUAUUUAACAAUGUUUUUGGUUGUUCUCGGUUAAUGUAAAAGGAACAAUGACAAAUUCUAGUUCUGGUCUUAUCUGCAAAUUAAAAAUUUAAUUCCAAAGUUCAAGGAAGAGGAAGCUAUUAAAUAAUUAUUGUAGAUGUUUAAAAUGGCUUAAGAAGAUUGAAUAUACCGCACAAACUCAUCCGAUGAAUAUCCUGGUGGUUAGCAAUUGCUUUAGCCAAGCCAAUUCCAUAUGCUGCUGUGAGAGGACAUAAGGGGAUUGCUAAUUCAUGAACAGCGUUUCGUAUAUGUAGAAACAUUCCAGCUGUAGCAGAGAUGAAUGGCCAUGCAGUCCUUUAUUGAGCUUUGAUCUGAUUCUGAAAGUCACGCAUACUUAAUUUUUUUUUACUGCUUUGGGGAUUACUAUAUCUUAAUCAGAGUCACUGCUGAUAUGUCCUAAACCCAUCCUGCAUGAAAGUCAACACUUUGGAUGAUCUUUGAAUGACUGCCUAACAUGUGAGUUCUAUAUGGAAGCCAGUAAUUAUUUUCAAACUCUAUAAUCCACUGUCAUUCCUUGAUACUACAUUUUACUGACUCCUGACUAAUCUGGAAAAGAUUUUGUAGCUCAAUUUCCAUCUCAAUUUCUCCCCAGUUCAUAACCUGUCUUUGCAGUUGUAACAACCUUGUUGCUUUUGCAGGCUGUGCACGUGCAGCAGGUAUGUUGAUAAAUGUUCUUAUGCUUAUGCAGGGUCAUACAAUUCCACGAAAAAUCCUCUUUCAGGACCAAAUCUUGAAAAUAUGUACACUUUUUUGACCACUAUAAAUGCAAGAGAUUUUUUUUCUAUGAUGUUAAUGAGAAUAGGAGAUAAAUCUUAAACCUACAUGACUCCCACUAACAACUGGGAGGUGACAUCACUUUAUUUCUAUUUUAAUUCCAGUUCAAAAUGCCAAUGGUGUGUUUGUAUUCAAGGAAUCAGUUUAUCAUGGCUAGAUUUUUUUCAUUGUGCAGAUGGUGUUUUAAAGAUUAGAGACAUAUGAGGGUAAAAGUAAGUAAGUUUAUUUCCACUUGUGGAAGUAGUUUAAAUCCAUUCCCAUGCUUAGUUUCUGCCAAACUAAUACUGUGAUGCAUGAAAUUUGAGGUCUUGGAUUUGCAAAGUUUCGGCUAGUAAAUCGUAACUGUAUAACUAACUGAUUAGAGAAAUAAAAUGUGGUAAGGAGACCUCACAGAAUGAAAUUCGAGCUCUGAAAACAUUGUUUUCUUUUCUACCUUGUUCUUGCCUUUUACAUUCUAUUAAUGUGUAAUGUCAUCUCGAGCCCAUUCCUUGCUGGGUGGUGAAUCUUUUGUUAUCUCCUUAUCGUUUUGAAAUAAUGUGACUCUUGUAUGUUCAAGGGGGAACACGAAUAACCAGUUAGAUUCACGCGAGUCAGAUAAAUCAUUUUAGCAGGUUUCUUCCACAUUAAGAAGCGGCUGAACCAAAAAAAAAAUGAAGCAAGUGCUGAGUGAAUAUAUUUUUAAAGCUACAGACAGGGUAGUUAGUGAUUGGGAAGAACGGUUAAACCUACAUUUAAAAACCAUUGGGAGAAACUUGCUAUAAUUUUAAAUGCCUACACUCUUGUUGCGGUGAUAAAUGAGUGAAAGGAAGCAAAACCUUGAGGCAUUUGUAAUUAAUAACAGGUCAGCUGAGAUCCAUCACAUGCAGCACAUCAGUGAAUAAGAAGUAAUCAGAGAUAUCGGCAGUCUCAGCUGUGGAUAGACUUAGUUUCAAGGCAUGGAAUGAAAAUUUCAGUUACAAUAAAUCUUGAAGGUUUUUAUGUUGUUUAGUACAGAAGGUUUUCAGACGAAUUUCUGUAGUGCUUCACAGUAAGGGAGAAUUUGACAAUCUAGGUGAUUAUCAACAUUUGUACUUGGAUGGCAGGAACCAAGAAUCCAUACAGCUGGCCAGGUAUUUAAUAUUCAGACUCUCGAGAAUUGUUGGAUUUUGGUUUGAAGUGGAAUAACAGAAGGGAAAAUGUAACUAACAGUUACAAAAAAAACCCCAUUCAUUCUGCUCCAUAGUUUAAUCCCCAACCAACUGAGCACAAGUGAAAAUUUCCAGCUCAUCAUUUCAAAAAAAGGUGUUACGGUUAUAUUAGAGUGUGAAAACGAUUUAAUUAAUGUGGAGAUCAGUGUUUGAAACUGUUGAGAUCACCGGUAGAACUUGCUGGUGGCUUGCAGUUUGUAUUUGCAAAUAUACAGGUGUACAAGAUAAGUUAUAUUUCUUCUAUAUCUUAAUUUAUUAAAGUUUAAAAUUUAUAUUUAAUUUCUUUUGGGCAUUACCUUUUUGGCUUGCAGCUCACUAGCAAAAAUAAAUGUGGGUAUUCGUUACCAAUAACGCUUUGCUAGCUGCUCAUCAUCAUCUUCAACACUGUAGAUUGUAUCUGAAUAGGAAUUGUAAUGUUAAAAAGAUUCUUCCCAUUGUUUUGACCUUUCAAUUAGACAUGCAAUUUUGAAUUUUAAAUUGGCUUCAAUUAUACUUUAAGUUUUACAAAUGUUUUGUCUUCUAAUGUAAGCCAAGUUCCAAUACACAAGCAUGUAAAAAUAGUUAAAGUUAUCCAUUGGGGACUGGCCAAUGAUGAUAAACGAGCUGUGGAUUUCACUGAGGCAAGGCCACUGAGCUAAUGUUGGUGUGAUUUCCUCACUUACUCCGGUUCAGUAGUAAUCCUCUGACUGCAGAGCUGUGAGAUGUAGAGUCCACAUUCUUCCAUCAAGCAGCAAAAAAUGAUUAUAGAAAUCUUAUGCUAAACUGUAAAGCAAACCUUGUCUAAUUUUCUAAUAUUUUUAAUGUACUACAGUGCACAUUUUCAAACUAGUUUUUUAGGAAUUGUUUGUUGCUGUGUGAAGUUAGUGUGUACAUUUGGACAAUUUGUAAAUAAAAUUUUGAUUGUUCAGCAA